GUUGCGGUUUCCGACGUCUCCGUCGGACUUUUGAAGUCAUGGAAUAUUUCACCCGGUCGACGAGCAUGGACUCGAAGCCCGCGGAGUGCAGCAGGGAAGUGUUCGCCGAAUUCCCUCGGAUAGUGCGAGCUCGUCACGUGGCUGUCCUCCAGGGGGGCGGUAAGCGGUGGGUGUGGAGCAGGCCGCCGUGCCCGUCCCUCUGCACUGCAUGGCUGCGAUGGCGCCCGCUCUUACCGACGCCCCAGCCGAAGCUCACCACAUCCGCUUCAAACUGGCUGCCCCGUCAUCGAGCUUGUCGCCAGCCAGCGCCGAGAACCACCCCAACGCCAGCAACAUCCUCAUCCACGGCAGCGGCCCCCCCAAGUGUAAGGUGGCCCCCGAAGACACGCGUCCCCUCGACUUGUGCGGCGGAGACCAGGAUCAUCAUCACCAGCAGCAGCAGCAGCCGCCGACCUCCCAAGGAGACUCCCUAGGGAAGCUCCAGCCCCUGGUGGCGUCAUACCUUUGCUCCGAUGUGACCCCCGUGCCCUCCUCUAAAGAGUCGAUCACGCUGCAAGGGGUCCUCAUCAAACAGUCGGUCUUGAAAAGUCACCGAAUCCUGCCCGGCUCCCUGCUCAACGGCGGAGACUUCCUGUUGAGGAAGCGGCACGCCAUAGAACUUUCCGGAGGCCAGCUCAAAAGCCUCAUGAGUGGCAGCGCCAACGGCGGCGGACAGCCGGUGGCGCCCGUCAACGGCCUGGCCAAGAAGCUGGCCGCCGUGCCCGGCUCCGGCUGCAUGAUGGCGGCGCUGAAUGGGGAUAAGGCUCCGGCGCACUCGCACGCGCCGGACACGCCGGCUCCCGUUCCCGCCAAAGGAAGCCUUAACUGCAAGCAUUCCCCGGGAGUUUGUCCAAAUUCGCAACCGUCGACUCUAUCUCCCUGUUCCCACGGCAACCACGAACCCGGGGGCGACGACGCAAAAUCGGCGGCGCAGUCACACGCUACCGACCGCGAGAGGCCGGGGUGCAGCCAGGGGUGCUCCCCAUCCCGUGCGUCCCCUUCGGACGCCGUCGACGCUCAAGUGGGGGAGCGCGCGCGCCUCAGCAGAAGCCGCCAGGCGGAGAUCGAAGGUCGCCUGCGGCGGUUGCGUAAGCGCCUGCAGGUGGUCCAGGCCAAGCAGGUGGAGCGCCACGUUCAGCAGCAGCUGGGCGGAUUCUUGGACUCGGCCGUCAGCCGCCUGUUGGCCGGAGGCCGCAAGGACCACGCUGGCCCUGCCGCGCCCUGGAGGACGGGACGCCACUCGAGCUUGAACAGCAGAGACGGCCUGGGACGCUUCCUGAAGAGCGGCACCGUGCCUUUGGAACUGGAAAGGUUGUAUCUGAGCGGCUCGGCCAACCUGCGUUCGGUGGAGAAAGCCUUCGACUCGGACGUGACGGAGAGCAGCUCCGGGGGGGACUCGGACCUGGAGGAGGAGGAGCUGAGCCGAGUGGACGUCGAGCAACGUCAUGUCAAAAUAUGGAAGCGUGCGGAGAGUCGCUACACGCUGGAGAGGGCGGCCAUCAUCAGUCACUGGAACUGGCUGCAGGCGCACAUCUCAGACUUGGAGUACCGCAUCCGACAGCAGACCGACAUCUUCAGGCAGAUCCGCACCAGCAAGGGCUCCGUGGAGCUGGGAGGGGUCAGCCCUCAAGAAGCCAAGACGGAGCCCGCAAACACUCAGGAUGCAUCUUCAGAGCGUGUGGAGCACAUCACCACAGCAGAACCUCGGAAAACUCAAAACGGGCAGCCAGUCAAUGGCGUCCUCAGCAGGGUGGCGGAGUGCAUUGACGCCAAGCACCAGCAGACGGCGGACAGCACGUGUGUGGCGGCGCGGACGCGGCCUCUGAUUGGCUGGCGGCGGCGGAGACUGAUCCAGCCCAACACCGUGGCUAACCUGACUGGAAAGGCGAGUCGAAGCAGCCGCGUCCCGCGCCCGUGCCGCGUCAACCCCGGCUGCGUGAUGUGCGGGGGCCGGCCCGCCCCCAGAGAGGACCCCCAGUUCCAGCUGCCGGUCCUGGAGCGCCUGUCCAGACUGGAUCUGGCCGUCCACCCCAUCCUGUCCUUCCCCGACGACGUGGGCGUGGGCCUUCGCGUGCAGCAGGCGAUGAAGACCUGCUGGAGCGGCCGGUCGCUGGAGAGGAGCAAACCCCUCAAGAAGUUCUCGCUCAAACACAAGCUGUCGUCAUCCAAAGAGAAGCACAAGUUCGCCAGCUCUCUCAUGGCAGUCAGGCUGGGCCACUACAAGAGUCGAGCGGACAAGUCGCGGACGCUGGAGGGCGGCGGCGGGGCCUGCAAGACGGAGCGACUGCACGCCGUCUCGGCGACGCCCGGCCCGUACGACAGGAACUUUAGCCGCAAGAGAUUACGAGAGCCCUCGUUGGACAGGAGCGACUCCUCUCCGAAAUUCUUCAUGGACUCCGGCGGCGUGCCUCAGUGUCCGGCGCUAUCCGGCGUCCACAGCCCCGUCACGCGACAGCUGUCCACAUCCUCAGACAACGCCGCACCGUUGCAGCCCAUCAAGAGGAGGCGGGGCGAAAGCUCCUUCGACAUCAACAACAUCGUCAUUCCCAUGUCUGUGGCCGCCACCACUCGAGUGGAGAAGCUGCAGUACAAAGAGAUCCUCACGCCCAGCUGGCGAGCCGUGGACGUCUUGUCUCAGCCCGGUGCGCAGGACGAGAACCAGCGGGAGGUGGAGGACUUGUCUGACGCGGCCUUCGUCCAGCUCCAUCAGCCGUACGAGGACCAGGAGCGUUCGCGCUGGACUUGGAUGGCGCUGGCGCCGGCCAAGCGACGGGGCAGCAGGUCAUAUAAGUCCGUGGACGGGCGCAGCACGCCGCUGUUGUGCGGCACCAACCCUCCUACCCCCCAGCCGGCGUCGCCCGAGCACGGGCACUACCCGCUGCUGCACGACUACGGGCACGUGCCCUCGCCCGCGAGCCCCCCCAGCCCCGACACGCCCUGCUCCCGGGACUCGCACCGCCUCGUGUCCAGCGAGGACACCAGAUGCUCCACGCCCGACUUCGCCUUCGAGGAAAGGACUGUGGCGCCGUGGGAGCGACGAAACUUCCCGCUGGCCGAAGACCCCGCACCGGAGCCCGAGGCGGAGGGCGGGCACGCGAGGACAGGGACGCGGAGCCCGUCGGGAUGCCGCCCCGACUCGGACGACAGCGAGUCGCCUUGUUUCCACGACGAUGGUGACGGCAAACGGCCGUGAGCGGACUUGUGCGCUUCCUGUUGUUUGAUAUUCAAACCUCAGUCAAUUCUUUCACAGUUUUUAGUGAACAUGACGCAACAUGUUACAAGUUGGAUUCGUGUCGUAGGCUAAACAUGUACAUGGGGGGGGUCAGCCGCGUUCAAUCCACGGCUCGUAGCGCACAUGUAGCGACUCCUACAAAAUGGCCAAAGGAUGUUUUUCUAUCCUUUAGUUUGCUUGUAAUUCCCAUGUACAUUUUAGUGGAGUGACAAAUAAGAAAAGAAAAGCUGGGGAAAAAGUCUGGCCCCUCCCAUCCACAUAAACAGGUACAUUUCGUGUGUGCCCCCCACCGUUUCCCUUCACUCCCCCCGGAGCAGAGCACUUGACUUUGGUUGCUUUCUUUUUCCAUUCCUGACACGUUCAUAUGUUGUGUGUUCCAGCGUAAAGUUGUGCGUCUUUGACUUGUGAAGCAUUCCUACUGACCCCCCCAUUUUCACCUCAUGCCCUCGAGGGCCGCACUUGUCCCAGGAGGCGUUAACAGUCACGUAGCAGGGCUGGGGUGGUCGAAGCUCUCGCCGUUCACACCGCGUUCCGCCCGUCGGCCGGCCGUCCGUCAACUUGAUUACUAUGCAAAAGGAAAAGUCAAAAAAAAAAAAAAAUCCAUAGUUUGCUUUUUUUGCCACAGCCAAUCACUGUCCUCUCCCGUAGUGACGUCACAUGUUGAUGUACCUGUUCCAUCGUUGCAGCAGUUCUUGCUAUUGUUUGCUUUUUGUAAAUAGUUCCAUUAAAACAUUUGUGUUCAA
This is a messenger RNA of Phyllopteryx taeniolatus (common seadragon), 4014 nucleotides long. RefSeq names its product KAT8 regulatory NSL complex subunit 1a (gene kansl1a). The transcript has 16 exons. The coding region runs from base 209 to 3232 and encodes 1007 amino acids. Gene Ontology annotation, cellular component: NSL complex. Gene Ontology annotation, molecular function: histone acetyltransferase binding. The record is from RefSeq and is a predicted model, not a curated record. NCBI's taxonomy places the organism in Eukaryota, Metazoa, Chordata, Actinopteri, Syngnathiformes, Syngnathidae.